This is a messenger RNA of Lathyrus oleraceus (garden pea), 1062 nucleotides long. Its product is annotated as stress-response A/B barrel domain-containing protein UP3. NCBI's taxonomy places the organism in Eukaryota, Viridiplantae, Streptophyta, Magnoliopsida, Fabales, Fabaceae. The record is from RefSeq and is a predicted model, not a curated record. Bases 106 to 897 code for a protein of 263 amino acids. The transcript has a single exon.
AAAAAAACAAAUAAAAAAACCGUAAAAUUCGAUUCACGAAUCUUGUGACUCAUCAUCACCUCACCACCAUCCAAUCACUUUCACUACCAUUUUCCACUGCAAACAAUGCUGUGUUUGAAACCGCACCUCUCUUUUCCAUUUCGCAUCUCUUCAUCACCAUCAACCUCUCCAAAACACCUCACGCGCCACCUCCGUUCCUCGCCGUUCAGAUCCACGGUCAAGAUGAUGUCAACCAAAUCCAAAGCCAUUGAACACAUCGUCCUCUUCAAAGUCAAAGAAAACACCGAACCCUCCAAAGUAGCCUCCAUGGUUAACGGACUCAGUUCCCUCGUUUCGCUAGAUCAAGUCCUUCAUCUUACCGCAGGCCCUAUCCUGCGCAAUCGCUCCACCUCGUUAACGUUCACGCACAUGCUUCACAGUCGGUACAAGUCCAAAGAGGAUCUCGAAACCUACUCCGCGCACCCGAGCCAUCUUGGCGUCGUCCGGGGAAGCGUUCUCCCGAUCGUUGAUGAUAUCAUGGCGGUGGAUUGGGUUGCCGACGAUGUUAACGGUGCUGAUUCGGUUCUGGCGCCGGGUUCCGCGAUUCGUGUGACGUUUUUGAAAUUGAAGGAGGAUGCUGUUAGCGAUGAGGUUGUGGAGGUUAUUAGAGGAAUUCCGGAGAGUUUUAAACAGAUUAAGGAACUGACUUGUGGAGAGAAUUUCUCGCCGGCGAGAGCUAAGGGCUAUUCGGUUGCUUCACUUGCUGUGUUUCCGGGGGAGAAGGAGUUGGAGGAAGUUGAUUCGAAUAAGGAGCUGGUGGAGUAUCAGAAGGAUAAAGUUAGGGAUCGUGUGGAGAGUGUGGUGGUGGUUGAUUAUGUGGUGCCGCCGCCGCCUCCGCCGCAAUCUGCAAGUCUUUGAUUUGAUUGAUGAUGAAGGUUAUUUCUGUUCAAUUGGUGUUUUUGAAAUUUGAGUUAAAUUAUUAUGGGAUUUAAUAAAAUGCAAUGUAGAACAAUUGAUACUUUCACUUCAGUGUAUUGUUUUGUAGUCUUGUUCUCUCAAUUGUAAUGUUUGGUUAUUACAUUA